Amborella trichopoda is the source of this 486-nucleotide messenger RNA. Lineage: Eukaryota; Viridiplantae; Streptophyta; Magnoliopsida; Amborellales; Amborellaceae. The record is from RefSeq and is a predicted model, not a curated record.
AUGGAUGGGCAAAGUAGAGGCAUUCCAAGAAAGUAUUAUGUUUGCAAUCGUGCUGGUUUUACUAAGCCUAGAAGUGGAAUAAAUGGUAAAAGGAAGAGAAAAACAUUACGAAGUGGGUGUCCAGCACUGAUAUAUAUUUGUCAGGAGAUGAUCUCAGGUAUUAUGCAAUGGAGAGUGGCUUUGUUUAACAAUGAGCAUAACCAUGCAUUACUAUACCACAAUGAACUGCGAUACUUACCAGCACAUCGUACCAUACCAGAAAGCAUCAAAGAUCGAAUUGUAAUGGUUUCAAAAGCUGGGGUGUCAGAUUUUGAUUUUAAAUAUGAGGUGAAGGUAGACCAAUUUGACCAUCUUGAGCAUAUUGCUUGAUCAAAUGGAACAUCGGUUCGAUCAUACGAACUAUAUGAUGAUGUUGUGGUAUUUGACACAACCUACCAUCUAAAUAGCUACAAAAUGCCAUAUGCAAUAUGCGGUUGGCUUACAUAA